ACCACAUCACCAUCGCAAGCUCUCUCAGCAAUUACAACACGAAAUUGGAAUAUCAUGUAGCAUGUCCAUAUUGGGGAUUGUUAGACCCCGCACCUUUGCGAGGGCUUUUCCCUCACCACGAUCAAGACUCCAUUCGAACGGCCUUGCCCCGCGAUCACUCCACAUAUCGCAACGAUGUCUUUCCGAUCCAUCACCUGGGGAAGAACCUGAAGAAGACGCGCCUCGAUGGAGAGUAGAUAAUAAGAUCGCACGAGCAUUUGACGAAUUAGACUUCGAUGCGUUCGCCGAGUCGGUGAUGGAAACGGUGGAGGAAGAUACCGAUCCCAAUGAAGCCUCUGAAAUCCGGGGAGCAUGGAAAGCUCCCAUCUUCCCAACAUCUCCACUCAUGAACCCCGAGUUCCUGGCCGCGAGACAGAAAUACAAAGCCCCCAAACCGCUUCCUAGCGGAGAACCGACCACCUUCCAACGAAGACUAGCUAUGAACCCAUAUGCCAUCGCCCUCGCGACUCCCAUCCGACUAUGUCAAAUGACUCGCACCCCCAUGCCAUCUUUCUUCCUGCAAGACAUCCAAUUGGCAAAACAUCCUAACUCUGGGUCACCAAUCUACGUACCACGAGGCGUCUUUCUCGAACCCAUAAAAGCCAAGCGCCCAAAAGAAAAGGGUGCUACCGACAGCCUAGUCCUCUGGCACGACCGAGACCUCCCCCAGCAACUGAAGACUGAGACAGGAGAGCGUAUAGGACCAGGUCUCUACGUCUUAGCAUCCAAACGACUGAUGGGCGCUUUCCACGACGUACGCGCAGGCUUUAGAGGCAACCCACUCGCUCGUCUGAUGCCGGCGCGUAUCAUGAAAAGACCGGAGAUCAGCAAGACCUUUUUACGCGCGCAUUUUAGGAAGGACAUGCAUGAAUUCAUCCUCGAGCUUGCGCGGAGACGGAUAUUUGAAAUGCUGGUCAAUCUGAAUUCGAAAGAUAGGAAUAUCUAUCUGAGUGGAUACGAUACCUGGUCAGAGGCAUUGACUUACUCUAAGAGUUACACGUCGAGGAAAGUUGUGUUCUUGUGGACGAGGCCGGUGGCCGUGGAGGAAGGCAAGGAUGUAAUGCCGCCGGGAGAGUUUGCAACCAUCAUGAAUGGGAGAUGGAAGGUGCCGUUGCAUAAUAUGGAGAUGUUACUUGGGCAGGAAAAGCUGGAGGAGCUGAGACAGCACAAGCGUGCUGGUCACAAGCGGGCUAUAUUCAAUGCACCCAUUGUCAAGAUCAAGAGCAAGAAUAUGACGAUGGGGUUGCAGCUUCGACUUUGGUGGCUGCAAUGCUACCUGGCGGAACACAAACAUAUCGAUACUCGAUCAUGAAUCUUGUAGGAUAGUGUAUAUAAUAUGUAUACCACAUCAUGAAAACAUAAAUUCAUGGAAUAAUCUACAUAAAUCAUUACACAUCGGGUAUCGUCUCAAUCACAACUUCGAACUCGGCUUAACCCCCACAUCCCCCUCCCCAACCCUCGCCAACACCCAAUCCCCCACAUCCUUCGCAAACACAUCCCGAUUAUCCGGUAAAUCCGCAUGCAACUGAUGAUACCACCCCUCAUAACUCUUAAACUCCUUAUCCUCCACAUCCCUCUGCUGCUCAAACCACUUCCGACUCGCCUCAUAACAAGUCCCCAUAUCCUUCGUCCCAUGACCCAGCCAAAGACUCCUCACCCCCUUAUUCAACGUCGUCUUCCCCUGGCUCAACGCUGCAGUCCGAUCAAGCAUCCCAGAAAGACCCUCCAGAGUCCCGGUAUCGUGCAAUAAUUUAUCUUCCUUAAGCGACGCAACGACAGCCGGAUCCCUAGAAAGGUUCUCCGGCGGCAACGGCGCGAGUUUCUUCAUGCGGGGUAGUAAUCUUCCUGCCAGCCUUCCGAAGAAUACCGUUACGCUGGAGGGCUCAAAACCCUUGGGGAAUGCAAUGAAUGGGCUUUCUAGGAUCCAGCCGCGGAUACUGGCCGUUAACUCUUGAUGCUCGGGACUACUAGCCAGAAUCAUUGCUUCUCCGCCCCCCAUGGAGUGUCCCAUGGCGAAAACGGGGAUGGGUGACGGCAGAUGGGUUUCAAUGAAGGAUACGAUGUCGGAUAUUACGAGGGGGGUUGGACCGGUUAGGCCGGCGUGGGAGGAUGAUUUUACGGAUUGGCCCCAGCCGCGUUGGUCGAAGCCGUGGACGGAGAUUCCUCGUGCGGCGAGAGAGGGGAAUAAAUCGUAGUAGCGAUUGAUGUGGUCGUUGAAGCCGUGGAUGAAGAUUAGUUUUGCGAGGGCGGGCUGGUCUGGCUGGGGGAGUGUUAGAUUGGGAAGAGUGAAGGAGAGUGAAGGAUAUACGUACUAGCCAGCUCUUGGUGUAGAGCUCAUGAUCGCCGAUGCGGUGGACGCCUUCUUCUGUUGUUGGCAUCGUCGUUCGUAAAGUUGUUGUAAUUGAUGUUGUUGUUGAUGUGGUGUUAUGAACUAUAAAAGCUUCUAGGUUGGAAGCUUUGGAGAGCCUGAGCUUGUGAUAGGCCCCAUAACCCAGAUACAUCCCUGCGACGAUCUGAGACAGCGGAACCCUGCCGCUGGUCCGCCAAAGUACGGAUCCCUGAUGUAUGGAUUUUUUUAUUGCGCUUCCGAUGGAAUAAUCGCAAUUGAAGCGAUUCACACAUCCACUUCUACCAUGAAUACCCACCUAACGCGGUGCUCGAUUCCAAGGCGCUCCCUAUCCGUAUCUUUAUUCUCAUCGUGUUCUCCCCGGCGAGCAUUCUCCAAUGGCACAAUUGAAGGUCCAUCUCCCCACAAUCCCUGGUCGCCCAUCCUAACAUCGUAAACAGAAAACGACAUCGUCCUCCUAGAAAGAAUCAACGCCAAGCGAGCACCUUCACGCGCAGAGCCAAUCCUCAGUCCACCCCUCAGCCCAAGAGGCCAUGUCGUACUAAGUAAGGGCAGCGAUAAAUUGCGUGGCGAAUGGAUCAUUGGGAAGCAGCUCAGAGAGACGGUAAGGUCGAGACGUGGGCUAGAUUAUAGGUUGCUUCGACCGAGUCUGGCCGAGUAUACGGAUCUGAGUCCGAGGCUUGUGACGCCGAUUUAUUCUUCGGAUGCGGUUGCGACGCUUGCGCUGUUGGAUUUGCAUCCCACCACACCCGGGACGAAGGAUGAAGAUGGUGAUCGGAAGUUGGAGAUCUUUGAGGCGGGCACGGGACAUGGUGCUUUUACGUUGAAUUUAUCGAGGGCGGUACAUGCUGCGAACACAACACCACCGACGAGAGAAAAGGAUUUUGAAUACGGCUCGAAAUACCAAACUUGGAGAUCGAAUCGUCGAGCUGUAAUUCACACCCUCGACCUCGAACCAAGAUACUCGGCUCACGCAGAGAACAUGAUAAAAUCCUUCCGGAAGGCAAUGUACUACCAUAACAUCGAUUUCCACACCGGUACCAUUCCCUCUUACCUGUCUGCCCGAUUCGCCGAAACCAACGGAGCCCCCUUCCUCGAUCACGCGAUUCUUGAUCUGCCUAAUUGUCAUGAGUAUAUCGAGAUCGUUGCCAAGGCAUUGAAACCCGAUGGCUCACUUCUUGUUUUCGUACCUCAGAUUACGCAAGUCAACAAGUGUGUCUUGCAUUGCAAGGAGAAAGAUAUCCCGCUUUUUCUGGAUAAGGUUGUGGAGCUGGGAGGUGCGAUGGCGGUCGGGGGCCGCGAGUGGGAUGUUAGACCUGUGAGGACGAGGGCUUUUUUGGCGGGUAUUGCAGAGAGGGAGGUGAAGAAGGGUAUUAUUAGGCAGGAUGGAGGAGAGAUCGAGGCUGACAAGGAAGAUGAUGUUGAUGUGGCUGAAAAGGAACAUGAGGUUGCUGAGGUCGAAAUUGGAAAUGAGGUAGAGGGGAGUAGUAAGGAAAGUGGUGAGGGCGAAUGGGAGAUGGUUUGUAGACCUAAGGUUGGGGGGAAGAUUCAAGGAGGUGGGUUUGUUGGGCAGUGGAGGAAGAUGACCGUUCAGACGACGGCGAAGGAGAAGUGGUCGAAUCGUCGCCCUUCACAUGAUCCGGAAGACAUACCCGAUCAGGAAGUAAUAGAUUUGAUUAACAAAAAGAUAGGCCAGUAUCAAGACUAAGUAAUGAUUCCGUUGCUUUAAUAUUUUGGUCGAGACCAGGUAUUCGAGCAGAUGAUCUCUAACCAGUUAGAAGACACUUUUGCAAUAUGCGCAGGGCUGCCGAGUUUAACUACUUGGUAUUGACGGGAUUGACGAGGCGUGGAAUCCGGGCCCAGAGCUCAAUGUAUUUUAGUGUAUAUGUAGACGUAGAUUUAGAUGUAGAUUUUUACAUAGACCUAGAUAUACCCCCC
Hymenoscyphus albidus is the source of this 4324-nucleotide messenger RNA. NCBI's taxonomy places the organism in Eukaryota, Fungi, Ascomycota, Leotiomycetes, Helotiales, Helotiaceae. The record is from the annotation of a GenBank genome assembly.